Molecule: messenger RNA, 846 nt
Organism: Arachis stenosperma
Lineage: Eukaryota; Viridiplantae; Streptophyta; Magnoliopsida; Fabales; Fabaceae
Product: serine/threonine-protein phosphatase 7 long form homolog
Exons: 2
Coding region: 1-846 (281 amino acids)
Biological process (GO): meristem maintenance; meristem development
Source: RefSeq, a predicted model, not a curated record
AUGGGAGUGCUGACUCACCACGCAGGGGCGUGGUGCCUGGUGAACCGUGCAGCGCAGCAGAGAUUCUCGCCGAGUCCCAAGGCACUGCUCCACCACGCAAGGGGCGUGUUGCAGGCUGCCUGCAUGCAGGGGACAGCCCCCCUCUCCGGGAACCAACGACCUCUUCUCCUUCUUCCUAACAGGAAUUUGUUGGUGCGUAAACUGGAUCCGUCACAGAUGUGGAAUCCGUUGGUAGAGAACCACUUACGCGCCACGGGAUUUUACCACGUAUCUAAAAUUGGAGUCAUAAGAGGAUUUCAUCCCAUGUUAGCUGCUCUGGUUGAAAGGUGGAGGCCUGAGACCCACACCUUUGUAUUGCCGAUCGGUGAGGUUACAGUGACAUUAGAGGAUGUCGCUAAUAUAUUCGGCUUACCCAUUGAUGGAGAGCCUGUCAGUGGAUGGACAGAUAGCAGUAACGAGUUCGUUCAAAGUCAGGACAUAGCGAUAUUCGGUCGUGUGCCAUCAGUCAGUCAAAAUGCGAAGUCCUAUAUAAAGCUGGGUUGGGUUCGACGUAUUAGAGAUGCCGAACUGUUGGACACUGAGGAGUCCAUCAAGCGAUAUGUGAGAUGUCAGAUCUUCUGUUUGUUAGGGUCGACUCUAUUCACAGACAAGUUGACCGCAUAUGCCCAUGCGAAAUAUCUACCAUUGCUUCGUGAUUUCGAGCGGAUCCAUACUUAUAGUUGGGGGUCAGCAUGUCUGGCACAUCUUUACAUAGCACUAUGCCGUGCAUCACGAUAUGAUACAAAGGAGAUGGAUGGAACCACAAACGAAAACGGAUUCUGGGACACAAACCUCACUCCCUCAUGA